Messenger RNA from Periconia digitata, 2491 nucleotides. The record is from the annotation of a GenBank genome assembly. NCBI's taxonomy places the organism in Eukaryota, Fungi, Ascomycota, Dothideomycetes, Pleosporales, Periconiaceae.
UUGCUUGGUCACACCGUGAUCCUCCACCCAUUGAUCCCAAACUCGUUUUAAGAUAGUAUAAUUAGAAUUGUGUGUAGCGCGGGUUCUAUGAUACGGGAAUGGCGCCAGGGACGAUUGAGUGGGAAACGAAUGAGGGGAAAGAGGCUCGCAUUCCUCGGCAUUUUUGCAACCAUCGGAGAGAGAAGGUUUGCUGUUUACUGUCUGCUUGCAUUUUGUGUUCCUAAAUCGAUGCGCGUCUGUUUCUCCCUCUAGUAGAAUAAGAGAAAGAAAUCAAUAACUUCGUAUCCACAUAAUUGGUAUUGAGGUACAAUAGUCGUUGGGCGUAGUUGCAUAAUGUAUCUUCCCCCGGUUUAACUGGGAUCCUUCGGUAACUUUUCUCUUCCACGCCAUCCGGAUGGAUACUUUCCCGUAAAACCCGCGACGGGUUGGAACGGACUAGGUUCCCCAUUCAUGUCUUCCUCGUCAAGUACAGAAUCGGAUUCUUCAUUCUUCGUGACUAUUGAAUUUCCGUCGAAUGACGAUUCAUCAUGCACCGAUUCAGGCUUUGGCGCGUCACAGGAUGCAAAGAGUGGUCCUGUUGGCUCAUCGUGCGUUGGUUUGGACCGUUUGGCUAUAGUAUCUUGCCAUUUUCCCUCACUAUUGUUACCGUUUCUGAUUUCCCGAGAGAAGUUUGUUGGUGAACACACAUCUUUGGACUUUGGUGGGCUGAGUAUGGUGCGAUCUGGAAGCUGCAAUCUCGCGAGACUUCGCACUCAAAAUCAUUUCAACUAUACCAUACGGACAGCCUCCGAACGAGUUCGCAGCUAAACGACACUCAACAACCUAUCAUUGCAUUCCCCAUUGAAUUUGGAUCCAGUUGAAAAGCAAGUUUGGGUUGCGGAUGCAGAUUUAGAAGAUGGAAUAGAAUAUUCGACAGCCACAGCUUUUGCCCACGCAGGCGCGUCCCCGACCCCAGUGGUCGACCUACACGACUUAUCAGAAGAGCUCACAGUUAAACAUAGAAUGCUUCCAAGCGAAGCUGGACACCCAAAUCCUGGAAUAUUGAGUUCAGCAGUUGAUAUUGCGAAGCUUUCCAUGGUCUAUAGAAGAGCUCACGAGCAGGAAGUGUGGGAUUCUAAAGGGCAAAGUCUUGAGCUAAGCAUGAUUUUCUGAGGACGUAGACAACCAUUUGGCAAAUGAAUAUAUCACGAAUUGUAAGCACAAAGCGGACAGAUAUAUUCUUGUACUGUGCUUCAGCAUUUGCACUUCUCGUGGUUGCAUAUAAUCCAGGUACCCAAUUAUACGCAGUCGAUAUGCGGAUACUAAGCUAAAAUAGGUGAUAAAAGCAUCACUACCAAACACACAGACGUAACGAAUCGCAAAACCACCAAAUAAAAUAACAUCAAUCCACUCACUAAGCCACGCCGCAUCACCAUUCAACCAUCCCAACAACCCAACCAAACCAACCACAAUCCAAUUAUCCAAACUCCACUUCAUGCACAACUCCAUUGUAACAGACCAAGCCUUUCCAUCGUACAUCUAACCACCCAAAGACACAGCAAUCACCACACGUAUACCUCCCUCCCUCCCACCACACACCCUCCCCACCUUCGAAUCCUCGUUCCACAACCCCAAACCCGCGCAAAACCUCUUCCUUUAACCGCCUAAACAAACGCAAUAACAUCCCCGCCUUCACCCCACCCCAUCCCAUCCCAAGUGUCAAAUCAACGAAGAAAGCAGAAAAAUGAAGAUCCCAACCCUCCCUACCAUCCUCCUCACAACCAUCCCCUCAACCCUUACCCUCGCCAUCCCCACACCAUCACCACCAACCGCCCCCCCUCACCCACCUAUAACGAUACCAUACUGCUGCGAAGAUUCAGCAUGUUUCCGCAUCUUCGAAGCAGUCGGAGAAAUAAUAUGUUCGGGGGCGGAGUUUAUGUGUCCGGCUGGGACGCCGCCGGUUGUGAAUCGCUCGAUGUUGGAGUGUAUGGAACUUGAAAGGAAGUAGCAAGAUGAACACAUCGAAUCGAAUCGAAACGGAUAAAAUAUCAUCAAAUAAAAGAAAUAGAGGGCUGGCGGGCGGGCGCGCGUAUGUGUGUAUGUGUAGGAGAGAAGAAGGGAGGGAGGGAGCUCUUCAAGUUCCCCCCCCCCCCCCCCCCGCGAAGACAAAACCGAGUUUUAAACAAUCAGAAGUUUCUAAUACUAGACAAAUUCUUCUCUUUGUUUGUUUGUUUGUUUGUUUGUUUGUUUGUUUGUUUGUUUGUUUGUUUGUUUGUUUGUUUGUUUGUUUGUUUGUUUGUUUGUUUGUUUGUUUGUUUGUUUGUUUGAAGAGGGUGAUGAAAGCCUUUUCUUCUCGCCUUCUGGAAAGUCUGUAGAGAGCCCUUGUUUUAUAUGUGUCUAGAUAUUUACACUAGUAGAUGGAUAGCUGGACUCAAGUUUGAAUCAUUUCCGCUGCUGGCGGCUGCGAUGGCAAUGAUUGACUCUUGGUAUGUAACAUAUCAAUAUGUGUGUU